GCUGACAAAGUGAUUCGUAAGCUGAAAAAGCGAGCCAUCGCUACCCUUAACGGUUCCGUUUCUCCCAACCUCAUAGAAGAACUGGCACCCGAACCGGAGGAUGAGUCCCAGAAUGUGGUGGAUGACAAUGAGGUGGAGAAGAAGAAGAAAAAGAAGAAGCGAAAGCACAGUCUCUCUGAAUCUGCCGCGGUGGCGGCUGCCGAAGAUGUCCCCACGUCGGCUAAAAAAGUGAAACUGGAUCAGUCAGCGGCAGUGACCACUGAAGACGACAGCGUGCUGACAACACCAAAGACAAAGAAGAAGAAGCGAAAGUCGGCGGCCGCGGCAGUUGCUUCGGCGCCAGGCGAGCUUGAUGCGGACUAG
Dibothriocephalus latus is the source of this 363-nucleotide messenger RNA. The record is from the annotation of a GenBank genome assembly. Lineage: Eukaryota; Metazoa; Platyhelminthes; Cestoda; Diphyllobothriidea; Diphyllobothriidae.